Ambispora gerdemannii is the source of this 909-nucleotide messenger RNA. The record is from the annotation of a GenBank genome assembly. NCBI's taxonomy places the organism in Eukaryota, Fungi, Glomeromycota, Glomeromycetes, Archaeosporales, Ambisporaceae.
AUGUCAACGCCGAUUGUCAAUUACCAGCAAAAGAAGAAUGAGUUUUCUCAAAGAAUUCCCGAAAAUGUGUCUCUGAACAUCUUUAGUUUUUUGAAACCUAGAGAUAUUUUGUCUUUUGCAAUGACUAAUAAACACCUUCAAAAGCAAUUAGAAAACGAAGACUUUUGGGAAUUUAUUUGUAAAGAACAAUUCGAACCACAUCACAUUGAAGAUGUACAGAACACCCUUAGAAAAAUUAAAGAGUUAAAAUUAAUAUUAGCAGAAGAGACGUAUGAAACAAUCCAACAAGCGAUUGAAGACGAACUAUUUGAAUGGAAAUUUCUAUACAAAAAACUUUCAUUUAUGUGUCGUUAUAUCUCAUAUGAAUCACGUGUCACUGAUUACGAUAAUCCUGAAAAUUGGAUUAUUGUAAAUUCAGAAGAAAGUGAAUUUGGUCAAUAUUAUCAACUUGAAAAUAUUUCUUGGCUUCAUGUUGAAAUUGAUUCACCUCACGUUUUACCUGGAAAUUACGAUAUAAUCUGGCGACUCAAGAUUAAUUCAAAGAAUUAUAAAAAUUUGGAUAAUUUAGAAUUUAGCGUGGAAAUUGUUGAAAGAGUCCAUGAAUUGUCUACAAUGGGAGAAUAUAUGGAUUUUGCUAAAGAAUUCGUCAAACCUUUUGUUCCUGGACAAAAGCUAAUCAGCAUUCUAAAAGAGAAAGAUGACUGGGUCGAAUAUUGUUUACCGGUUCAAGCCAAAUUUGACCCUCAGGAAGCUUCGAUUCCGGGCAUUCCUACUACUUUUCAUUUACGAUGCAAAAUAUUUGAUUAUAGCGACGACGUUUUGAAAAGCGGACUGUCGAUUGAUUACGUUCGCUUGCGUCAUCACGAUGAAACUGAAAAUGAUAUGAGCAAUUUUCUUAAGACAUAUUAA